GAUUGCUGGGAGAGAGGGUCACAAUCCAAAAGAGGGAAGGAACACUCAAUUACCCUCUCUUGUGUAAACAGACACUGGGACUGGACUAAUACGACAUGAUCCUGAGAAGGCUUAAAGAAUAAGCUGCAGUUAAUGGAGAUAUUCAGAGGAAUUGUGUUGAGAUUACAGACAAGUUUAAUCAUGACAGUCUCUGAAGAAUUGGGGAAUAUAAUAUAUAAAAUGGCCACAGAAGGAUUUCUCUCACUGCAACAGGGUUAAAAGCUUCACUUUAACUGUUUUGCUCAAGACAAUAAUCACAAUGAGAAAAGCUGAAUUGCUGAAGACAAACUCUAGUCCCGAACAGUACCCCGUCACGGAGCAGUACCCCGUCGAAGCUCCACCUGUGUUCCUCCGAAAGCUGAAGUGGGCUGCUGUUGCGGGAGGUUGUGAUGUCCGGCUGAGGGUGUCUGUGGGAGGAAGCCCGAGACCGACACUGCAUUGGUACCAUAAUGAUGAACCUCUGAUAAAUGAGGAUUAUGAUGGCUUGUGGAUACGAGAUUGUAAGGAGAGUGAUGGAGGCCUGUACACCUGUGUGGCUGUUAAUCACCUGGGUGAAGCUAGAACCAGCGCUGUUCUUGCUGUGCUGGACCUUGGCGAAGACUCAAACAGUACAGAAGAUGAAAGCGCAGAGCCUCAGGUCUCCAUGGAGAUGAAGGAACAGUUCAUGCCUCCUCAGGGGGAAGCAAUCAACAGUCAACCGACAGGCAGGGGGAGAGCAAUGCUUUCCCAUAUCCCAAGUGAUGGUCUAGUAGUGGAGAGGGAAAUGCAAACCCUGGGCUCUAGAGCGCCUGGUCUUGAGGAUCCCUUGUCACCUGGAAGGCAAGCAAAUGCUGGGUGUGUUGAGAGCCCUCCGGUCAGACACCUGGGGAUUGAAGCUCUUGCGCGGGCCUCACAAAUAAGUGUGUACUACGUGGCAGUGGGGUCAGAGGAGAGUAUGUCCUUAGCCAGUGACUACUACGGCAGUGUUUUGAGCCUCUAUCGAAGAAGGACCUUUUCCAUUUACAGUGUUCAGGAAUGAGUGCUGGCACGCUGGAUAUAAAAAGGCACAAAAUAACUUAAAUUGGGGGGGCACAAACAUUUUUUUUAAAUAUAGUUUACAACAGAUCUAAAGGAACAUUUUAAAAACAAUUUCCAUUACCUUAUUCUUCAUUUAUUGUGGCCAUUUUAUGUGUUUUCUUGAUUUCCACUUUCCUUUGACUCCACUUGCAUCAUGUUUUGAUAUGCUGUGAUAAUGUUUGCCAUGGCUUUUUUUGAACAAACAUGUUUUGUAUUCGAAUUGAAUUGAAGUUUUUCAGUGCAUGCUGUGUUUGACCAUUUUGAUUGCUUUCCCUUUUGCCAUUUUAUUAUUUUUACUUUGUCAUAACACAACAUUUCCCACAAUCACCCUCAUUUCAGGGGCCAAUUGGACUUUAUAACAAGGGAAGCUUCUCCAUUUGUCCAAACCCAGCCAUUCCAAAAAGCCCUAAGUGGUGCCCACAAUGGCACUAAAACAGCCAUGAAUGGAGCUGAACUCCCUGUUAAGAUUUCAAAAAUC
Messenger RNA from Ctenopharyngodon idella (grass carp), 1573 nucleotides. RefSeq names its product striated muscle preferentially expressed protein kinase-like. The coding region runs from base 299 to 1057 and encodes 252 amino acids. The transcript has 4 exons. NCBI's taxonomy places the organism in Eukaryota, Metazoa, Chordata, Actinopteri, Cypriniformes, Xenocyprididae. Gene Ontology annotation, molecular function: protein kinase activity. The record is from RefSeq and is a predicted model, not a curated record.